Pseudomassariella vexata is the source of this 2003-nucleotide messenger RNA. Its product is annotated as XRCC4-like factor-domain-containing protein. The record is from RefSeq and is a predicted model, not a curated record. Bases 1 to 1548 code for a protein of 515 amino acids. NCBI's taxonomy places the organism in Eukaryota, Fungi, Ascomycota, Sordariomycetes, Amphisphaeriales, Pseudomassariaceae. The transcript is spliced from 2 exons. Gene Ontology annotation, molecular function: DNA end binding. Gene Ontology annotation, cellular component: nucleus; DNA ligase IV complex. Gene Ontology annotation, biological process: double-strand break repair via nonhomologous end joining.
AUGGUAAAACUCAGGUGGCAGCCGCUCCCGGCGUUCUCUAGCGAUGUUCCCACCUUGCUCGUCUCACCACUUUUUGGCCCUUCGUCCUACACGCUCUAUGUGACUGACCUAGCCAAUGUGUGGGUCGAGACGAUGGAUCGGAGAGCUAUCCUAUUGCGGAGCCUCCAGAAUGACACCAGCAUCGAUCUGAGUGAGGGUAGCGACCAGAUGGAUAUGCUACUCGCCAAAGUCAAGUCGGCAUUUGAUCCAACCUCAUCAGACCACCAUCAGACCAGUCUGAGGCUAUCAGCCCCGUCCACAAAGAACGAGGAAGGCCGCCUCGAUCUUCUCAUUACCUGCACCCUGCCGGCUGAUCUGGAACCUCUGAAGUGGCCGGUGCAACUCUCAAAAUGCCCAACUACCUCGUUGACCUCGGAGCUUGUACUCCCUUUAAUCCAAGCGCAGCGCCAUUGGAGUCGUGAGGUGGAAGCUCUCAUCGCCAACCUCAAAGACAAAGAUGCCGUCAUUGCCAAGUUGGUGGAUAAGCUUGAGAACACAGGAACCGGCCUCGAGAAUGUGUUCAACUCUCUCACCGGGAAGCGAAAGGCUACCCGAGCUGCCGCUGAGGACAAGGUUAAAGGGCUUGCUCCGUUCAACGAGUCUAGUUGGAGGACCACCAUCAUGGCGGACGUAGAAGCAGCAGGAGAUCUGUCAUCCCUGAUCCACGACGUCUUUGGCGGGCCUGGGCCUAUCCAUGGUACAGACCAAGAAAUCAAGGCUUCUGAUAGUCUGAAUGAUUGGUGGACCACACUCGGCGGCAACCCGGCCAUCUGUGUUCAACGUGAACGACUCGUGGAGACGGCAAAAGGUCCUACCAAUCCACCGUCACAGGACACAAGGCACACCGCAGACGAUGAUGAUGACGAUUUUCAGGUCCAAGAUACACCACCACAUUUGGCAGCUGCCAGAAAUAAACGGGGUAAUACAACGAAAGGCAACGACAGCACGACAGACGAGGAUGAGCCAUCUGUGAUCCCGGACAGCCACCCUACUCCAUCACAACAGCAGAAGAAAUCACGGCUAAAGCCGAUCAAACGACUCGGUGCCAUUGGUGGUCGACGGAACGAGCCGACUAUCUCUCCGGCAGAGUUAUCCUCCCCUGUGACACUGCCGCAGAAGCCGGCUGACGGGGAUACUGCCACUGAGUCUGAGGAUGAUGAGCCAUCAGUGGCCAAAUCUCCAACACCAUCGAAAGACCUUCCGACACGGAGGAAACGCGGGCUUGGCAAGAUUGGUGGGAGACCACGGUCGACCCCAGAGCCUCCCAUGGGGACAUCAGCGUCGCCUGAUCCGAUGACCGCCAGCCCGGAGAAGGUCGCCGGACGGAAGCUUGGGGGCACUGGAAAGAAGGUCCAGCAUGAUAAGCGCCGGCAUGCAGAAGCGUCAACAGAACAGCAAGAGAUGCCGGAGGCUGCUGAGCAGAAAGCCGAGCGAAAGCGCAAUGAACUCCAGAAGGAACUAGAACGCAAAGCUGCCGCUGGGCCUGCCAAGAAGAAGAGAAAGUUUUGAAGACGGGAAACAUCACACUAUUUUGACACAUCUACGAUGGGACACCGGUGGGCUGCCAUAUGCUGCUUUUGUUUUCAUUCCGAAGUUGCCCCCAUUCACCUUCUCUGAUCGCCAUCUUAGCGAAGAACAAACUAGUGGCAGCGCGCACACCAUCAUGAGAUGUGGAGUCAUAUCAAGGAAAUGCUUGGCUGCUUCCAUCUGAUCCGAGAAAUAUGAUGGGUUUCGCAACUAGGUUCUCAUAGAUUUGGUCCUGGCUACAACUGAGAGCACGGAUUUGAUGUCGUCUCUCACUGGCAUCAGUGGAUUUCUGUGUGAGGAUUAUCACUGGCGCUGUAAAGGGAAAGGACAGUGACAUGAAGCUUAUUCCACGAUGCCACAUUGGCGAGAGGAAGUGAACCUCCGCUUAUUCUAUGUGAAUCAUUGUUGUUCUAAACUAGAAUACCCGUUCUGCCGAG